UUCUUCUUCCUCUUCCUCUUCCUCUUCCUCAGAUUGUUUCGGCCAAGAAAACCCUAGAUCAGAGAAUUUGUAAGCCAAAACCCCAAAAUUAAAAUCCUAGCCAAUAACUGUAUAUAGCAACACAAUUGGCCAAAAUGCAGUGAAGACUGAAGACCUUGAAUCUUGGUGGAUAAUUUCUCGCUGUCUUCAAAAGGGAGAUAUAACUAACUGCGCCGCCAGGCCAAAGUUUUUUGGGGCCGGCUGAACAACAAUGAUCUAUACAGCUAUUGAUAACUUCUACUUAACGGAUGAGCAGCUACAGAACACGCCCUCCAGGAAGGAUGGCAUAGAUGAAGCAACUGAAACUACUCUUAGAAUAUAUGGCUGUGAUCUCAUUCAAGAAAGUGGGAUUUUGCUUAAACUACCUCAAGCUGUAAUGGCUACUGGACAAGUCCUCUUUCAUCGUUUCUAUUGCAAGAAAUCAUUUGCUUGUUUCGAUGUGAAGAUUGUCGCAGCUAGCAGCCUGUGGCUUGCCUCAAAAUUAGAAGAAAGCCCUACAAGAGCCAAACAAGUUAUCCUUAUCUUCCACAGAAUGGAGUGUACGAGAGAGAACUUACCGAUAGAGCAUUUGGACCUGUUCUCAAAGAAAUAUGGAGAAUUGAAGGCAGAAUUGAGCAGAACGGAAAGGCAUAUAUUGAAAGAGAUGGGCUUUGUUUGUCAUGUUGAACAUCCGCAUAAGUUUAUAUCGAACUACCUUGCCACCCUUACCCUUGGAACCCCUAUAGAGUUGAGGCAAGAAGCAUGGAAUCUAGCAAAUGAUAGCUUGCGGACAACCUUAUGUGUUCAUUUCAAGAGUGAGGUUGUUGCUUGUGGGGUGGUAUAUGCUGCAGCUCGAAGGUUCCAAGUACCCCUUCCUGAGAAUCCACCAUGGUGGAAGGCAUUUGACGCAGAAAAAUCUGGGAUUGAUGAGGUUUGCAGGGUGCUGGCUCGUUUGUAUAGCCUUCCCAAGGCACGGUAUAUUGCAGUCCUUAAAGAUAGAAAGCAAUUUACAUUUUCUGCGAAGUCUGGAGAUUCACAAUCUCUGGCAACUGCAAGGCAUACAUCAUGAAUGAAAAGAUUGCUGCUGCUGUCUUGUUUGUGUGACACAACCACUUGCCUAACUAAUAGCAGCAUUUGCAUCAUUGCAAUUGAAUGAAGGGUAGCAACUAAAAAAUUGCAGUUAUGGAGGCUCCCGAGACUAGUCCACCUGCAAAUGAUGAUGCCAACUUUUCAAAGUCUGCUCCACUUGAAACGGAUGAAUCCAAAGAAGCAAAGAUAAAAGCAGCACUUGACAAGCUGAAGGAUUCCAAACUGAGUGAUGAUGAAUCAAAGAGCAAGCCUAUUGAUGGGGAGGCAAGAGAAGAACUGAGGCAAAAAUCCAAGUCUGAACACAGGACCGAGACAAGUGGAGACAAGAUCAAGGAGAGAGACAGGGAGAGGGAGAGGGACAGAUGCAGAGCAAAGGCCAGGGAUCGUGACAGAGGGAGAGAUUCUGAUAGGGAAUGAGAUCGUGACGAGAGUGAAAGGUAUAGAGAUAAAGUUAAGGAUCGAGCACAUCAUUCCAAGGACAGAGGGAGGGACUCAGGUCAUUCUGAGAAAUUAAGACACCAUUCAUCACGUGAUCGUGAUUAUCAAAGUUCCUCUUACUCUUCAAGGGAGAAGGAUCGCCAUAGACACCAUUCAUAUGCCUAGAACAAUUUAGAAGGUGUGACUCACUCCUUGUCACCAUAAACCCGUAGACUCGAAAAAUCUCUUACUGUGAUGCAUUCUGAAGUUUACAAUUACUCUACCAAAAUUGGGUUUUAAAUUUCUGCUACCUAGUGUCAUUCUGUGAUUACCUUGUUUCCUCACUAUGAAUAAUAAUAGUUUCUUUCA
This is a messenger RNA of Rubroshorea leprosula, 1893 nucleotides long. NCBI's taxonomy places the organism in Eukaryota, Viridiplantae, Streptophyta, Magnoliopsida, Malvales, Dipterocarpaceae. The record is from the annotation of a GenBank genome assembly.